Messenger RNA from Rhineura floridana, 3501 nucleotides. Its product is annotated as serine protease 53-like. The record is from RefSeq and is a predicted model, not a curated record. Gene Ontology annotation, molecular function: serine-type endopeptidase activity. NCBI's taxonomy places the organism in Eukaryota, Metazoa, Chordata, Lepidosauria, Squamata, Rhineuridae. Gene Ontology annotation, biological process: proteolysis.
AUGACUAAAUGUGUCUUACACAUGCAGAAAAAUGCCACAUUGUGCAAGACUGAUGAGGUGUAGUAGGGCGGGGUGACCCGGAGUGCCUCCUACUGCAAGGGGCGCACAACGUAUAUAAAACUCAGAACCUGCAGGGAGCAGGCAGAGACAAGGAGAAGAUCUGCAAGGAUGGCAGGACAGACAAGGAGAUUUGCCAGCAAUGGGCUCCUUUUGCUGUUGGUCCUUAUGGGUCUUCAUCAAGGAUCAUCUGCAUCAGCGCUAUCAUGUGGCCGUCAAAGGCCCAUUACCCGGAUGGCAGGUGGGGUGAGUGCCCAGCGUGGCGAGUGGCCGUGGCAAGUCAGCCUCCAGUACCGCGGAGAGCACUUUUGUGGGGGGAGCCUCAUCAAUGAUCAGUGGGUCCUGACUGCUGCCCACUGCUUUCUUGAGCUUGGAAUUAAAAUCUGCCCCUCGGACUGGAAAGUGGUGCUGGGCCGUCUGAAACUGACAAGCAGGCAUGUGAAGGGGGUGGAAUGCAACAUCACCGACAUCAUCCCUCACAAGGACUACGUCAAUUUCGACAAAGGCAAUGACAUUGCUCUGGUGCGCCUCGCCAAGCCUGUGAGCUACAGCCUGGACAUCGCGCCCAUCUGCCUGCCUUACGCCAACCACCGCUUUGCCUUUGGGACGCAAUGUUGGCUGAGCGGCUGGGGAGACAUCGCCACAAAUGUUAGCUUGCCAAGACCCAUGACCCUUCAGGAAAUGACCAUGGACCUGCUGACCGCUGACACCUGCAAUUGCAUUUACAGUAACCUGCGGAACAGGAGAAUUGUCAGCCCAGCCCUGCCUGGCAUGAUCUGCGCCAUGACUCCUGACCGCAAGAGGGGUCCUUGCAAGGGUGAUUCAGGCGGCCCUCUGGUUUGCAUGGGGAAUGGGCACUGGUUCCAGGCAGGGAUUAUGAGUUUCUCCAUGGGCUGCAGCCAAUUCUAUGGCCCCACCAUCCUUACCGAGACCAGGUUCUAUGCCGACUGGAUCCAGCGCCACGUUGAAGGGGCCACCUUUGCCAAACAGAUCGGGCCUCGCCCCAAUACCACUGACAAGUACAUGUGCACGGGCUGUGGAGUGUUGAAACAGGACAGGCCUGGCAGAGGGGCAGAGGGUCCCUGGCCUUGGUAUGUGAGCCUGCAGCACAAGGGGCAGCACAUCUGCGGAGGCACCUUGAUUGGUGAGGACGUGAUUUUGACCGCUGCGCAGUGCUUCAUUGGGCGCCAGGAAACAGAGGACUGGGAGGUACUGCUGGGUGAACAGCAGGAAGAGGGUGAACAGACAUGGCAGGAGAAGAGGACCAUCCAGCAUAUCGAAAUUCAUGGCGCCUACGUCGAUGUGGUGGACGGUUAUGACAUUGCAAUGGCCAAGCUAGCUCGUCCUGUGGUGUUUAAUGACAGUAUCCGGGCCAUCUGUGCCCCAUACGCCAAUCACCAGUUCCCGUUUGGCUCUACCUGCUGGACUCGCGGACGGAGACUUGAUGGGCUCGGUAAGCUGAGUUCUCCAGGGGGUGUGGAAGUAAAAGUCCUUGGCCCUAAGAACUGUAACUGCCUCUACAACAUGACCAGCGAUGAGGGGAAGGAAAUCCCCAUCACCUCCGCAAUGAUGUGUGCCACACCCUAUCAAAGUAGCAUGCGCUGUGAGGAGAGCAUCGGUGACCCUCUGGUCUGCAACCAGAAUGGGACAUGGUUCUUGGCGGGCAUUUCCAGCUUUGGAAAGGGCUGUGGGACUGUGGUCCGUCCAGGUGUUUACACAGCAGUCAGUGACUAUCAGGAGUGGAUCAUGCAACUCUCCUGGUCUGCUUACUAUGAUGUACAAAAGCCUCCUAUACCGAUAGUCAGCGAUGACGACAAGUGCCUGGAUGUAUAUCUUCCAGAAGCCAGCCACAGGUAAUGAGAUGGACAAAGACAAAAGGAUGAAACUGGACAUGGAACAGACUUCAACAUGGAUGAAUGAAAAACUUUGUGGAAUAAUGCUUUCCCCCCCCCGCCCCCAUGCACACACUAUUCUGUCUCCUAACUCAAGAAAAGAAACAUCUGAGCAGUGUUGCUGGUUCCCAUUGUGCAGCUGAGUCUUGGGAGGUGUGCUGAUCAUAGCGACCAGACUGGUAUUUGUUGCGAUUUCAGAAGAAUUCAGAGGGUUCCAUUUGAGUUUGCAGUGCGGGGGGGAGGGGGGGGAGACACACUUGAAUGCCAGACUCUCCAAACAACACUAAGAGCCUUGACAUGCUGGGCAAAAUAGGGGAAAAUAUAGCAAGAAGUGAUUGAUCCUCAGGGCAUUUUCCCUCUGUCGUUUUAUAGACAGGAAAACUGAAUCAAAGAGGCCAAUCAGGUGCUCAACCACAAAGGUGGGCCUUCGAUAACCCCCCAUCUUUCAAUCUACCUCAUAGGUUGCUGUGAAGGACAAAAUGAGGUGGAUAUACAAUAGCCCUCAGAGCAAGGCCAGAAGCCCACGACUUCCACACCCAUCUGCUUGAGUGGGGAAAGAAAGACUCCCAGGGCCAGGCCUGAGAUCUUACCCAGGGCUGGAUCUAGUCAUAAACGUGGUGGGACUGAAAACCUAUUUAUGUAUGACGAAAUCCAGCUCAUAUUUUGCAAGCGUGGAUGUGUUUCCAGAAGUCACUUCAUAGUUGAUCCCAAACUAUGAAGUCGCAAUAGAACUUGCACAGUCCAUCAUUCCCUCUAACCUGUGGGUCGCUUGCUCUGUGCUGAAACACUGCUCUCUUCUAGGAAGUAAACUCUAAAAGAGGCAGGCGGAGGGGGGCAGUGCAUCACCUUUUACAUUGUUCUAGUAAUUAGGGUGUCCUACUCUAUUUAUUUAAAUUAUCCACACAUAUUGUGCGACACUGAUACCAAAUUUCAGAUUUCUAGGCCGUAUGUAAGUCGUACCACUGUUGGUCAUUCACAUGUAAGAUUAUAUAGAUUUUUUUUGUACAUCCUUCCAGGGGCCGAAAGUGGUGUUUUAGUAUCUUAGCAACCUUUUAAGAUAGGAAAGCUAAAAGACUGUGAAUGGUUAAUCAUAAAACUGACAUGGGUUUGUGUAUAUGUGCGUGUGAGUGUAUAUUUAUCCUAGUAUUUCAUUGUAUAAAUUAUUUGAACAGAACAUUUUCAAGAAAUCCACUGAUAAUUUCUGUGUCUGAGCAGAGAACAGACAUUUCUGUUCAUAAUGACAUGAAAGUUUCAACUCGAAGGUACCAGGCACAGAAACUUUUUACUGGUGGCACCGCAGUUAUGGAAUUCUCUCCUGGGGGAGAUCCAAGACUAGAUUUAGACAGUUGCUGAGAAUUAUUUUACUUUUGGAAGGCAUUUUCUUUUAUUUUACGGCCACUCUUGAACCUUUUUCAUCUGGUUUUAAUGUUGCUAUGUUUUUAUAUAUAUUUAUAUUUGAUCAGUCAGAAGUUGUAUGUUAUAUUUUGGGUUGUUCUUUGAAAAAUUGUGUGGGAAAGUGGAAUAUAAAUCAUUUUAAAUAUAUACAUAUAUA